CAAGGGGUGUCCGAGAUUCAGACUUUAUCUUUAGUCACAGCUUGGUGCUUUUGCACAAGCGCAACCUCGCCAGACGCCAACUCUUGAAACAACCAAAGACGUCUUCGUUCGGUAUUUGUCACAGGCGGAUUAGAGCGCAUUAUUCGGUUUAGCAACAUGUCUCGUUUCCCUUUGUGGAAAAGAAGGCUGCGGACGUGGAGUAAUGUUGUUCUUCAAACGUGUUAAAGGACGGGGAGGCUGCCCAGAACUGCGUGGGGGUUUGGAUGAAGGCUGUCACGUGUCCUUGGGCUCGGGUGGAAAUGCAACCCCAGCAGAGGAGGAAAAAGCCGCAGUUCUUCUAACUUCAACCGGGACGAAGGGAUACCUGCCACAGCGAAUUGGAUUUACAGGAGGUAAACCCGAGGAAUAACUUUUCUUUUUUUUUAAAAAAAAAAAAGCGAUUUUCCAUCAUUUGACAAACCCUGACGGUUUAUCCAAAGGGGAAGCGUGCUUUUCAUUUCAAAAUAAAACGCUUCAAACAAUGCACAGAAAGCGCAAACCAUCAAAACCGUUGUUGAAGAAGAGGAUGUAGCAGAAACAGAUGGACACUUUCCCUCCGAGUUUUUCUAUCGACGGGUUUCGAAGACAAAAAGACUUUCAACAGCGCAGAGGCUCCCUUUAAUGAAAUUCGAAGGACCUGAUAGUUGAGAAACCGCCGCUUUCCGGUGUUUUGAAAGGAGGACCGACAAGUCCAGCAUUUCACAGCUCUUUUGGAGUGGGGGAAAAAAAGAACUGCGCGUAAAGAUGCGUUACCGACAGGUCGCUCCUGUUGUAACCUUGCUGGUGGUUGCCCUGUGUGCGCGCCGCGGACUCGCUUUCUCCGUCGCCGGACAGGUGAACACCUGCGAGGCGAACGGCAGCGUGUAUUACGUGGGCGAGUGGUACUUUCUGGAUUCGGACCCGUGUACCCAGUGCGAGUGCACGGUGGAGGGGUCGGCCUGCGCCAGGACGGAGUGCGCCUCUCUGCCCGCUGCCUGCAUUCACGUCAGCCACUACCCGACCGACUGCUGCCCCAGGUGCGAGAAGAUCGGCUGCGAGUACAGGGGAGAGGUCUACGAGCUUGGAGAGCACUUUCAGCCCUCUGAGUGUGAACAGUGCACCUGUGACUCUGAUGGCAUUGCCCGGUGCCUGGUGGCAGAUUGUGCCCCCCCACCCUGCGUCAACCCAGUCUACCAGAAAGGCCCAAACUGCUAUGCCGACUCUUCCCAGACACGCGUGAUCCGAGGUGGGGAGGCAGUGUGGAUCGACUCUUGCACUACGUGUCGGUGCCACGACGGGCACGACGCCGGGUACUGGGAGGGUAACCGGGUGGCCAGGUGUGUGCACCUGAGGAACUGUACCCUAGAUGCUGAAAACAGCCACAUCUGAGAUGGCAGACCUGCUUAACAGGAGUGGGCAUCACUCUUCAAAAAGAACUGAAACGGUUGUAGAUUCCUCCUUUACUUCUGUUCCCGUUCGCAAUUUCCUUUUUAAAAGAGAAAACCCCCUAAAAGCUUCAUAACCAAAGUGGAUCUUGUGUAGUGAGUUCCAGUUAUCCUCUUUUGAAAUCUGCUUCCUUCAGAAAAGACCAAGUGGCUUCUUUUAUAGCAUUAAUGCGUCUUUUUUUCCCCAUCAUGUACUCUCUUCCAAAAUUAAUCUAAAGGACCAAAGUAUUAAAACAAUAAUAGGCUGCCUGGCUGACUUUCAUCAGUGGAGAUUCAUUGUCAGUUUCUACAUUUCACUUCAUGCAGGAGCAGUCAUCAAGCAAUGUUAAUGUUUAUGGACAAAACACAAUGCCUAUAUUGGAUGGAAUUAUUCAUGUCUGUUUUCAUACUAAGAAGUAACGCCACCAUUACUGAAGCUGCCAUCGUUAAAAGCUGAUGCAUAGUGAUCUUAGGAAGAAAAAUGAAAGUUUUUUUCUAUUUUAUUAGAUCAGAUUGGAUUUCUUGGAAGUGAAAUGCUUGUGUAUGUCCAUGCAGGCAUGGGUUCCUCUGUAAAUGAGCUGUCAGCAUCACGUGAUUUCCCUUACUGGCUUUCAAAGCACUCAGAUAGACAUGGGCACUAAUCUUUAAACAUACUUGUGUCCAGUACAGUGCCUUUCAAAUUGGGGUUUUAAUAGUAAUAAUAAAAUCUCAUCCCUGCUUUGAGGUACACUACAAUGGCACAGACCAAUCUACAGUAAUUGCAUAAAAUAUUUACCCAUGAAACAUCAAGGCAAUAAACAAAUAGUACUUGUUACAUAUAAGUACCUAUUGAAUAUAGGCUGACUGAAAUAUUAUUUACUACUGACAUACAAAUGCGAGUUCAAUGAUACAGAAAAGGUAUAAUUUCUUCACAAUCAUGAAUACACAGCCAAACAAAGAGUAGAAUAAAAAAGUCCUAUUAAACAGCUGACUGAAGCUCUGUUAGUUUCUUAAUGAUCCAGGCGAUGUCUUCUGUGAAAAGCAAUCCAUUACUUUGUGAAUAUUAUUUUAGAGUAUGAGUGCAUUGCUUUAUUCAGUAAAGAUGUAAACUACAAUAUAUAUUCUUGUUUAACAAAUGCUGUCCUGUUUGGAAAUUAUACUGUCUGCAUACAUUGUGUAAUAGACUCUUGUUUUUUUUAUUAACUAUGCUUGAAAUGUCUUUUGUCAUUGUUUAAUAGCUUUCCAUGCCCACUGUUUUAUGCUCAAUGUAAAAAGAAUAUUCUUCCAUUAUAGUUCUACUCCUUAGCUUCAAAAUUGAGGAGAAAGAAAGCACUCUACAAAGUGAUUAAAAGAACCCCCUCCAGUUAAAGAAUGAAUUGUAACUGCAUAUACAUUAGAAAAAUAUUCGAAAAUCUAAUAAAAGGAAAAGAAUAUUGUAACAGUA
This is a messenger RNA of Lepisosteus oculatus (spotted gar), 2865 nucleotides long. RefSeq names its product von Willebrand factor C domain-containing protein 2-like. The record is from RefSeq and is a predicted model, not a curated record. Gene Ontology annotation, cellular component: AMPA glutamate receptor complex. Gene Ontology annotation, biological process: negative regulation of BMP signaling pathway. Lineage: Eukaryota; Metazoa; Chordata; Actinopteri; Semionotiformes; Lepisosteidae. Gene Ontology annotation, molecular function: protein binding.